Messenger RNA from Emericellopsis atlantica, 950 nucleotides. RefSeq lists its product as uncharacterized. The record is from RefSeq and is a predicted model, not a curated record. NCBI's taxonomy places the organism in Eukaryota, Fungi, Ascomycota, Sordariomycetes, Hypocreales, Bionectriaceae. Gene Ontology annotation, cellular component: mitochondrial inner membrane; mitochondrion; MICOS complex. The transcript has 2 exons. Bases 329 to 604 code for a protein of 91 amino acids.
ACGCUGUUAUUAUAAUGAACUGAAUGCGACUCAAAUCACCAGCUACUAAUUAUUCCCAGUGACGCUGAAGCUGCUUCGCCAAAAUUUCCAGGAUUCUGCCGCCACGCUAACACCAGAGCAGUUUCCGGUGUACACCGCCUUCGGGAUCUGGGCUGGCAUUCUCGCCGACACAUUCUCGUGAAGGUAUGCCAUCAUCAACCGCCUCGAAGCUUGUCGCAGCUUGACUACUCGCUCUACGCCACCUCUCAAACCACCAAAGUGCGUCGAAUGGCUGCGGAGAUCACUGCCUGUGGGCCUUGGCUAACGAUUGUCCUUCAGGAACCACACAAUGGCCGACAACACCCUCAGUCGUCCCCAGCCCCUCGCCGUUUCAAGGCCUGUGAGCGAAGCGCUCCUUAACGAGAAGUGGGACCGCUGCCUCUCGAACCUCCUCGUCAAGUCCACCCUCGGUCUCGGUUUCGGCGUCGUCUUCUCCGUCCUCUUGUUCAAGCGCAGAGCGUGGCCUGCCUUUGUCGGUGUUGGUUUCGGUGCCGGACGCGCGUACGAGGAGUGCAACUUCAGCCUCAAGCAGGCCGCCCGCGAUCUGAAGAAGCAGGCUGCGUAGAAGAGCGAAGGUUUCGCGAGGGCGAGAGUAGAAUGUGUACAUAAAAAACGGCACGUGCGUUGGAUGAGGGAGGGACAGCAGCAUGCGCAGGUCAUGCGCCUUGUCAAUGGGCCACAGGAUGUAACGGUUUCUUUUGUUCCAGAUCAAUAGACUAACCUGUAUAACACCGGCGCGGCCUUUUGUUCUCUCCCGUGCCUUCUUCACUGAUCUUCAGCAGGUCGCGCUUUUUUUCGGCGGAAGGCUCGAGAAUGAGUCUUGUCCAUGGCUGCUUGGGAGUUGUCCGAUGAUUUCGAGCAUAAGCGCCAUGGACCCUGAACCGAGGGAAUAGUCACGACAGGCGAUGUUC